Molecule: messenger RNA, 2908 nt
Organism: Spizellomyces punctatus DAOM BR117
Lineage: Eukaryota; Fungi; Chytridiomycota; Chytridiomycetes; Spizellomycetales; Spizellomycetaceae
Exons: 2
Coding region: 228-2675 (815 amino acids)
Biological process (GO): protein polyglutamylation; microtubule cytoskeleton organization
Cellular component (GO): cilium
Molecular function (GO): tubulin binding; tubulin-glutamic acid ligase activity
Source: RefSeq, a predicted model, not a curated record
UUGAGAUCCUGAGAACGAUCAGACGACGAUAUCGGUUAUCUAGGGCAUACCAUAUAUUAUUCACCUCUUUAUGAAUUGUAUUAUUAUAUGUGAAUAGCCACAUCAUAUUACCCAUGUUCGGUUAGAGGUAACCUUUAUCCCCCGUUUGCCUCUAGGAAUGAGUCAGCAUUGAAGCCGUAUUCAAACGCAUACGCUUACACCCACACGAGUACAUCUACCGGUCCAUCAUGCUCUCCAUCUUCCCGCAUUCAUUAGACUCGGCGCCUGUUGUACCGCAAGUAUCGCCUCUUUCCACCAGCAGUACUCCAACCAGGAACGACGCUUCCAGGCCAACACCGACAAUAAAACGCAAAUCAAAGAAGAAAGUUUUAUCUAUCACAGUCAAUACAGUUAAUUGCAAAUACGAUGUCGUCCGUGACUGCUGUCAGCGAUUGGGCUAUCGUGUCGUCGAUGAUUUGGAGCCUUGGAUGCUUUUUUGGAUUGACACUGGGGUAUCUGUGGAGCGGGUUUUGGGAAUGAAGCCGUAUCAAAAAAUCAAUCAUUUUCCUGGAAUGCAUGAGAUAUGUCGGAAAGAUCGACUAGCCCGCAAUCUUGGCCGCCUCUCUCGGCUUUUCCCAAAAGACGCCAAUUUCUUUCCCAAAACUUGGAUUCUUCCUUCUGAGUGGGCCGAUUUUCAAAUCGCACAUCGAUCUUCACGACGACGACAGUGCUAUAUUGGAAAGCCAGACCAUGGUUGUCAAGGGAAAGGCAUAUUCUUGUUCAAAUCACCCGAUGAUGUCACCCCAAUCUUGAAAACCCUCAAAGGUACCACUAGUUUGAUUGUACAAACAUACCUCAACCGCCCAUUCCUCAUCGAUGGAUACAAGUUUGACUUGCGCGUCUACGUUCUUGUGGCAUCUGCCGACCCUCUACGGGUAUUCAUGUACCGAGAUGGACUUGCGCGGUUUGCUACGGAACCCUACCGGGAGCCAAAGGACGGUAACUUGGACAACGUCUGCAUGCAUUUGACGAAUUACGCGAUCAACAAGCAUUCGGAGAACUUUGACCAUGCAACCGAGGAUGGAAAAGGAAGCAAGCGGUCGAUUAGAUCUGUUAUGCGCUGGUUGACGGCCCUGCGCGGAUCCGCGCAGGUAGAAGCACUGUGGCAGCGAAUUGGAGAAGUGGUAGUCAAAACACUAUUGACAGUACAACCACAAUUAAAACGAAAUCUGCAUGCUUGUUUUCCUAAGAAACGUACCGAAAGGGAGAGAAGCACUAGUCCUGGCGAAGAGCACGCACAUCCACCGCAAUUGGAGAGCAUUCAUAAUAGUCAAUGUUUUGAAAUUCUGGGCUUUGAUAUUUUCGUGGACCACAAGCUAAAACCAUGGGUCCUUGAAGUGAACCACUCACCAAGCUUCACCUGCGACAGUCCAUUGGAUACCGAAAUUAAAACUGGGGUCAUAUCCGAUGCUUUGCGACUUCUCAACCUAAAUCCUGCUGGCUCCAAGCAGUUUUUCGAUGAUCAGAAAGCCAGGUCGAUGAAUAGGCUUCUUGGUUCUUUGGUGACUCCAAGUGCAAAACGCUCUGAGGGCAAUAGCGAUGCCAGCGUUACCCGCUCCACCGAGCUGCGAUCACGUAAACCUGCUUCCCCAGCUGAGAAUCAGCACAUCCCUGCCCCUGCAUCUCAAAACGAGCCUGCUGUCUCUAGCAAAUCGACAUCGUCCACAUCAAGCUCAACACCGACAACACCGGAAACAUCGACUAAUGAAGAGCUUUCGGAAGAAGCGGCACAAGUAUUGGCGACAUAUCAUGCCGAGUUCUCGCCACAAUCGAUGGCGGUUUUAGAGGCUUUCGAGGAUGCCAAUCUCGGUCAAUACGAACGCAUUUUUCCCCCGACAGAUAUCAAAAGAUUGGCGCACUACCUUCUUUUGAAAAAGGAAGCGACAAAUAUAUUUUCCGAAACGCUCUCGACUAAACGAAGAAGAGAGCAUCUGGAAAAUAAAAAGAAAAAGCAGCAACAGCAAGCUGAAAAGCUUCUCAACUGGCGACAGAAAAUGCGAGAAAAAUCUCGGUCCAUGCCACAAUUAUCGGAUGGAUCAUCUACAGAUAAUAUGAAAGAUGGUCGGAAGACUAAAUCGGCUACGGACAUCUACAAGAGUAAUGGAAGCCGGUCUCCCCUCAAGAUCGCUAUGCGAGCAGAGGAAACACGUCGAUCGCGUCGACUCCAAAACAAACAAACAAUCAAAAUGAAUGUGGAAUCUAUCAACGAUCGGUUCUUUCAGACGCUGGCAGUGCAGCAGGGAUAUGAGACUGGAAUUCGGGAGGAUCAGCCAAGUAUCCCAUGUCGGCCUUAUAUUACAGGAUCAGGAAGCUCAGGGGAUAAACCGCUAUCGUCAUCCAGAGCUAAGUCGGUUAACGUAAAGUUCCUUCCGGCACAAGAGGACAUCACUCGCAACACAAGGUCGACGGAUGACCGAACCCUGGAAACGCAAGCAGGACUGUCCGUACGUGCCACAGCGAAGGAGCUGUACGAUACGAAACUUUUGGGUGAGCUGCUACCUGACUCUAAAUCGGGGUCAAAAGGAAGUUUUGACCGCACCGAACUAAUCAAGCGGAUGAGAGCAGCCUUCGAGCGGUUACAGCACGAAGCACACGAUUUUGGUCCACAUGAGGAGAGAAGGGCCAAGCGAAUUUAAGUAGGAGAAAACGCCCAUAGAGGCAGUAUGAUACAGAAUGCCUUGGGGGGAGGUAGAACAAGAUGGGGAUCACAGAAAGUGGGAGACUUCCAUUUAUUUUGCACGCUUUUAUAACCACUUUUCAGAUAGACUGAAGCCAAGUUGCAGUAGAUGUAAUAUAGCAAAAUGCAUGUUUGUUAGCACCACAACCGUCUCUUGCAGCGCAUCUGUUCCUACCUACGCUGACGGCAAAC